Messenger RNA from Bombyx mori (domestic silkworm), 379 nucleotides. It is a transcript of the gene AKH1, whose product is annotated as adipokinetic hormone 1. Gene Ontology annotation, cellular component: extracellular region. The record is from RefSeq and is marked provisional. Gene Ontology annotation, molecular function: hormone activity. Lineage: Eukaryota; Metazoa; Arthropoda; Insecta; Lepidoptera; Bombycidae.
AUCAUCAGUAGCUGUUUCGAAGUCACUCAAAGAACUACCUCAGCCAAAAAUGUACAAAUUCACGAUUCUAUUCCUUGUUUUGGCUUGCUUCAUAAUGGCCGAAGCCCAACUCACUUUCACAUCCAGCUGGGGUGGAAAGAGGGCUGCCAUCGCCGGCACUGUGUCCUGCAGGAACGAUGAAUCCUUGGCGUCUAUUUAUAAACUUAUUCAGAAUGAAGCUGAAAAACUCCUGCUAUGCCAGAAGCCUUAAGCCGACACCACCGAAACAGAAACACCGACAAAAUGCCUUUUAAUCAUUAUAUUAUAUUCUCAUAAUCACUGAAAUGUAUCCAUAAAGUGUUCUACGCUACAUUUACCUAAUAAUAAAACAGUUUAAAAA